This is a messenger RNA of Carya illinoinensis, 536 nucleotides long. RefSeq lists its product as uncharacterized. The record is from RefSeq and is a predicted model, not a curated record. The transcript is spliced from 2 exons. NCBI's taxonomy places the organism in Eukaryota, Viridiplantae, Streptophyta, Magnoliopsida, Fagales, Juglandaceae. Bases 42 to 395 code for a protein of 117 amino acids.
AGGUGGGUCAACAUAGAAAGGAGAGGAACAGAGGAAAGAAAAUGCUGGUCACAGAAAAGAGCUUUAUCUUUAACAGCGUGACAUCGUAUCCAUUUCUGAAGACAAAUGGCAGAGAAGUUGGAAUCACAUUGGCUAGCAAGAGAGAUCUGCCUAAGAAAUCAACAACGACUCAGCAAGAAAACAUUUUCCCAUUGAGAGUGUCCAACCCAGUUCUUGCUCGCUCUGUUGUGGCAGUGCUCGGUCUGGGAUUCAUCGAUGCUGGGUACAGUGGAGACUGGUCAAGGAUUGGAGUGAUAUCAAGGGAGACUGAGGAUUUGCUAAAGCUUGCUGCUUUUGUUAUUGUUCCUUUUUGUAUCUUUCUCAUAUUGUCUUUCUCCAAGGAACCAGAGCCUUGAUUCUGUUCUUUUACAAAAUUUUCUUAGAUUUGGUGUAGUUUUGAAGGUGAAAUGCAAGUGAUGUUUGGAUUUUUUAGAUCAUCUGUUCUAUCUGUUUUUUCAUGAAGAAACCUCAAUGAAGGAUAGCUUUUGGGUUUUGCA